Effrenium voratum is the source of this 948-nucleotide messenger RNA. Lineage: Eukaryota; Dinophyceae; Suessiales; Symbiodiniaceae. The record is from the annotation of a GenBank genome assembly.
AUGUCCGAUCCGCUGUCGGUUCGUUCACUCCGCAAUCUUGUUUCCGAGACGCGAAAUCCGCGCACGACGGAUGUCGACCUGCUGCCGGUUCCUGAAGUGGUUGGCCGGAUCAAUGCAGAAGACAAGAUGGUUGCGUCUGCCGUCGAGGCGGAACUGCCGGUCAUCGCAACGGCGGUCGAAGUCAUAGCCGAUGCGUUUCGCGCCGGAGGACGUUUGAUCUAUAUCGGCGCGGGAACGUCCGGCCGCCUGGGCGUUCUUGAUGCUUCCGAAUGUCCGCCGACUUUCUCGGUGCCGCCGUCGAUGGUCAUUGGCAUUAUCGCCGGAGGUGACCGGGCGUUGCGCCAUGCCGUUGAAGGGGCCGAGGACAGCGAGGCCCAGGGAGCGGAUGAUUUGGCGGCCGUGUCCUUGACCGAACUGGAUGUGGUUGUCGGUAUCGCCGUUUCGGGCCGGACACCCUAUGUGAUCGGCGCUCUCGACUAUGCCUCGGAAGUGGGCGCGCGCACCAUGGCGCUCACCUGCAAUCCCAAUUCCCUCUUGUCACGCCAUGCCGAGAUUUCCAUUGCACCGGUCGUUGGUCCUGAAGUCGUCACGGGCUCGACCCGGCUCAAGUCAGGUACGGCUCAGAAGAUGGUGCUGAACAUGCUGACCACCGCGGCAAUGAUCCGCCUUGGCAAGACUUACCAGAAUUUGAUGGUUGAUCUGUCGAUCUCAAAUUCCAAGCUGCAGACACGUGCCGUCGGUAUCCUGUCGGAAAUAACAGGCGUUGAGCCGGAAGAGGCCACUGUUCUUCUUGCCGAGGCUGGCAAUGACGUCAAGCUGGCAAUCUGCAUGAAACUCACGGGACUCAACCGGGAUGCCGCCAGUGAGGUUCUCGCGGAAAACGGUGGUGUACUGAGGAAAGCAAUAGACAAGACGCGGGGAACAAUCUGCGCAAGACUGACGGACUAG